Molecule: messenger RNA, 1254 nt
Organism: Penicillium atrosanguineum
Lineage: Eukaryota; Fungi; Ascomycota; Eurotiomycetes; Eurotiales; Aspergillaceae
Product: putative chitin biosynthesis protein (Chs5)
Exons: 2
Coding region: 1-1254 (417 amino acids)
Biological process (GO): conjugation with cellular fusion; Golgi to plasma membrane transport
Cellular component (GO): exomer complex; trans-Golgi network
Molecular function (GO): protein dimerization activity
Source: RefSeq, a predicted model, not a curated record
AUGCUGGUCUCCUUGACUGUCGGCAAGGUAGACGCCGGUGUCGCCGUGCUCCUGACCCAGGAUAACCGCCUCAUCGAAUUCCCCUCCGUUCUCCUCCCUAACAACAUCUCCUCCGGCAGCAUCGUCGACAUCACCGUUGCGCGCAACCAUGCCGCUGAGACCGCCAACGCAUCUGCCUUCCAGUCCCUCCAGAAGCGCAUCUUGAAUACCUACGGAGUCAAGACCCCGUCGCCGCCUAUUCUUCGCCUGCGCAAUGCUACCCAGACUUCUCUGGUCCUCGAGUGGGACCCAAUCGACCUGGCAACUGCAUCCCUGAAAUCACUCUCCCUCUACCGUAAUGGCUCCAAGGCGGGCUCGAUACCCCGUCCUCUGGAGACGCGCAGUACCAAGAUUUCCGGCCUGGCGAUUCACUCUGAAUACACUUUCCACCUGGUAUUGCGCACAACGGCUGGUACGUACCAGUCCGAGAAGCUGACGUGUCGGACACACAAAAUGACGGACCUGUCCGGUAUUACUGUUACACCUGGAGUUCUCGAUCCGCAGCGCAAGGAGGCUUUGGGUGUUGCUUUGGAACGCAUUGGCGGCAAGUUGAUCGACUCGGUUCGGAUUGAUACUACACACUUUGUUUGCACCGAGGGUCGGGGCUCGCUGUGGGAGAAGGCCGUUGAGAUGAAUAUUCCGGUCGUCGUUCCGGAGUGGGUGGACGCUUGCGAGUCUGAGGGCACGAUUGUCGGUGUGCGCGGUUACUAUCUCGGUGCAGACCCCAAGGCCCGCCAUCUCAGCACGAUUCACGGCUCUUCCCACCAAAGAACUACCUCCACAAUGUCCACGGCAACACUCGCCAACCAGAGCCGGCCUAGUGAACAACCUCAGUCUCCUCCUCGGCAGAGCCAGAUUCUCGAAGAGCCGCCUCUGACGCCUUUCCCUGGGGAUGAGACCAGCGCCCAACCGCAAGCACAGACAGAAGAAGUUGAUUCGGAAGAUGAAGACGAGGUGCCCCCUCCGCCGCCACCUAAGGACGAGACCGAUGCGGAAGAGGAACCUGCUCAGACGAACGGCCAUACGGAACCCGCGCCUGAGCCAGAAGAGAAGGCCGAGGAACCGGAAGACGAACCAGAGAGCAAGAGAGAGGAACUAAAAGAGACUACACUCCCUCAACACAUGCCUGAAGGAGGCUCCGCACAAUCAGAUGACCAAAGCGCCAAGAGCAAAGGCAAAGAGGGAGAAAGCGACUUUAACGAAGUCCCUCUCUAG